AUUUCGCAGUGGCGGUGAGCUGAUGACCAAGCGCCCGCUCGACGAGCUGGCUACCGAGGACUCGACGGUCGUCGAGUCAACGACGUACGCAGAUAAGCCGCUACCGGAGGGAUGGCAGAAGGUUCUGCACCGAUCCGGCCUCACCUGCUUCCUGCACGAAGCCUCUGGUGUCGUUACGUGGACCGAGCCGUACGUCGUCGAGCUGCACGACUCGGCCAGCAUUAGCGCAGCCGCGGCGACACACGUGCCUCCACUCGAGAUCUUUGCGUCCGGCUGCGGCAUGCGCCAUCCAGACCGCAAUCGCCCGGUGAAGAUGGUCCAAGCCGACGCUAUCAUCCGGCGCCUCAGCAAGGCGGUACUUGGCGACCGUGAGCCAACUCCGACUCCAACUCCGACUCCGACUCCGACCGAGCAGCCGAGUUUGGACCCGCGCAAGAGGCUCAAGGCCGCCCACCAGAAUGGUGCGUCGACGCCGUCGCCACCGCGCCGCCCGACAAAGCAAGACGCCAAAGGCGGUCGGCCCAAGAUCGUUCUCAACGGCGUCACCGUCGACGAGCCGACGGGGAAGACAGCGAUGGCGUUCCUGCUCGACUAUGCCAAGAACUGGGUGGAUGCCAUCCCAGAGUACGAGCAGACCAACUCGAAUCACAGCGACGCGCCGUUCCGGUGCAGCGUGACGAUCUCGGGGCAAGAGUACGGUCUUGCCGACGCGUCCUCCAAGCAGCUUGCGCGACAGAAGGCAGCCGAAGCUGCGCUCGAGACGCUCGUGCCGGGCUACUGGCGUACGCUCAAAAGCGGCGGUGCGACACACGAAGUCGACACGAUGGCCGCAGAGCUCUCGGCGGCGCCCACCUUUACGCUAAGCCGUUUUGAGAGCUUAUUGAUCGACGACCCGCUCGUGCUCCAAGGCUGCAUGGACCUCAGCGUCAAGACGCCGGCGCAGCUUCUCUCCGAGUAUGCGACGCGCAACAAGGGUAUCGCGAUCAACUACACGCAUUUCAACGUCCCGUUUGCGACGGACCGCAACAAGUUCAAGGUCGUCGCGUCCAAUGGCAAGCACUCGGCCGAGGCGGUCGCUCCGAACAAGAAGCUCGCCAAGCAGUACGCCGCUCAAGCGCUUCUCAAAGUGCUAAAUCCGAAAGUUGCGACCUACUAUGAGAUGGUCCAGCACCACGAGACGGUCGUGCUCAAGACGUCGUCGGCCCACAAGCCCAAGCCCGUCGUGCCGCUGACCUCUACAGGGCUUCUCGGAACGCCCACGACGCAACCGACGAGUAGCAACAGCAUUCUUCCGAGCCCGAGCACCAAUGGCCGGUUCCAACCGCGGCCGAAUGCUCCGCCGCGUACCGAUGCCUACCGUAGCAACGCGCCGUCGUCCUCGGUGCUAUCCAGUCAGCACAACCAUGUAAACAACCACAUCAACCAUCAGCGCCCGCCUCCAGUGUCUGUCGCGUCUCGGUACGGCCAGCGCGACUAUGGUGGCAAGUCCGAGACAUCGCCGCACCAAGGUGGUCCGCCCGCUCCAAAGCCGUACUCGUCGUAUGCGCCACCGAGCGCGUCUGGCUACGGAGCAUCGCCUUCGUCGUCGUCAUCGUACCGCGGGUACCAUGGGGACCCCAAGGUCCAUGAAAGCAACGGAGGGUACCAGGCCCCCAAGCCACGCGGCGGCUACGGCGAACUCAAGCGGGAGCUCGUCGAGGACAAGAAGCGCGAACCGAUCUUUGGCGACGCACCGCCGUGCUUCGCCGAGGCGCCCCGCGACGGGUAUGGUCGCCCGGCGCCGUUCGGGUAUCGCCCGUCGGCACCCCCGGUGCAGUGGCAGCAGACGGCGUCGUACCAACCGCAGUCGUCUUACGCGCCGCCGUCGUAUCCGCCGGCGUCCGGGGGUCUCCUCCCGCCGCCGCCGACCCGCCUUGCGCAGCCUCCCAGCGCAAACUACGGGAAGACGAACAAUCCGCUGCAGCAGCUCAAGUCGGAGCUGCGAAAGUCGCUCCAGUACUAGUAGUUUUGAAUGAAUAUAACCAAGUCCUCGU
Saprolegnia parasitica CBS 223.65 is the source of this 2033-nucleotide messenger RNA. RefSeq lists its product as hypothetical. The transcript has 8 exons. The record is from RefSeq and is a predicted model, not a curated record. Lineage: Eukaryota; Oomycota; Saprolegniomycetes; Saprolegniales; Saprolegniaceae. Gene Ontology annotation, molecular function: primary miRNA binding; identical protein binding; heme binding. The coding region runs from base 23 to 2002 and encodes 659 amino acids. Gene Ontology annotation, biological process: primary miRNA processing. Gene Ontology annotation, cellular component: microprocessor complex.